CGAUUUAGGGCGUUGUGGGGUGUGAUUUCACUUCCCCACACGUAACCAUACUCCCGAACCCAAAUUUCUUAACCGCAGACCAUAUCUCGGUUCUGACCCUAUGGUCGGAGCCGAUUCGAAGAGUGUUCGAUCCACUCCAAGUAAGAUCGAUGGCGACUCCCAAAAAUGCCAACGCGACGACAUUCGGACCCCCCGGAGGGACGGUUGCGACAAAUGGCGACUCCGCUGGGGACUUCGAGAGUCGAGCUACAUAACUAAGUUCGAUAAGUUUUCUAAUUUUCUAUUACGUGUUGGGUGUUUACUUUAUUAUUUGCGCAAUUAUAUUUGCGCAAUUAAAUUCUGCAUUCAUGCAUAAAAGCUCUAUACCCGAGCUAUCCUUUUAGAAACUCGAAAGGAGUACCGUGACUUCCAUAGUAGUGGUCGUCAAGCAAAACUUUCUAACCAAGUUGAACUCGAAUCCGAGGAUGAUCUCGAGGUAUCUAGCCAGUUCGAAAGGGCUACGGCAGGAUACAACUUGGGAACCAAAUCCCUAGGAAUUUCUCUGCCAGCAUAUAGUAAGCAUAGAGGCCUCCCUAAACCGCCCAAAACAAUCCCCAAAGCCACCCUGAAACCAUGUCGUUACGCCGUCCGAAAGCCCUAUGUCUAUCUAAUUAGGGUAAUGAUGUAAUGAUAUGUGUUUGCUUAUCUAGAUGUAUGUUUGAUUACGAUGUAAUGAUGUGCGUUUUAUCUUUUACUCGUAAAACUGUGUGAUUGCAUGAAUGAAAAAUGUUUUGAAAAUUCAUAAGCAUUGUUCUCUCAUAAGAUUUUCAUUCACCCAUUCACAAUUUUAUCAUAAGAAGCUUAAAAUGCAUGCAUUAGAUGAAAAAUGAAUUUGCAUUCAUACAUCGUUGCAUUUUUGCAUAAGCAUCAUGCAUAAAUAUAAAGAACAAAAUUAAUUUAACAAUGUUGAGACAAAAUCAGGUUUCCUUAAAAUUGCUCGUCCACAAGGAAAAAGUCAGGACUUCAAGUACUUAACUAGAUCCAAGCUCGAGUUCGUCAUGGAAGCGUUCCAGAAAAAGUUAAGCGACAUUGAAGGAAAGAUAACCGGAUUCGAAGAAAAGCUAGUCGGGUUCGAUGAAAUGAAGGAUCAGCUGAACAUGAUAGUAAAGAUCUUAUCGGGUAAAGGGAAAGGGGUAGUAUCUAACGAUGAAGAAAUACACUCUGAUGAAGAAGAUCGUGAUGGGAACCUGAAGGGUGAAGCUUCUAGUGCCAAGAUCCCCGUCAUACCCUCAAAAGACGUAUAUGAAAAGAAGAACUUGGGAUCUCCAAUACAUGAUCGAGAGGAAGACAAAUUGGAAGGAGCCAUGGACGACACGCUAUUAAAUGGAAAAUGGGAAUACCUGGACGAAAGGGUGAGAGCAAUUGAAGGGGUAGAAUCCUAUGGUUCUACUAAUGCCACACAGUUGUGCCUAGUACCAUACGUGAUAAUUCCCCAUAAAUUUAAAAUGCCUGAGUUUGAGAAGUAUGAUUGUACCACGUGUCCUAGAAACCAUCUGAUCAUGUAUUGCAACAAAAUGGCUAACCACGUCCGAGAUGACAAGCUCAUGAUACACUGUUUUCAAAACAGUUUGAGUGGGCCAGCUGCAAGGUGGUACAUGCAACUUGAAAGGUCGAAGGUGAAAAGGUGGCAGGAUCUUGCCGAUGCUUUCAUGAAACACUACAAGCACAAUCAAGAUUUAGCCCCAGAUAGAGAAGAUUUACGCGCCAUGGAAAAACAAGAGAAGGAAUCCUUUCAUGAGUAUGCACAGAGGUGGCGAGGAAAGGCCGCAGAUGUUCAACCCCCCUUGUCAGAAAAAGAAAUGGUUUCGACCUUCUUCGAAACACUGAAGCCUCCAUAUUACAACAACAUGGUAGGGAUAACCACAACAAAUUUUGUAGAUUUGUUAGUAAUUGGAGAGAGAAUAGAAAAAGGGAUUAAGCAAGGCAAGAUGGAGAAUUCAGAAGCCUCAAAGAACGCUAGUCAAUCUCGAAAAGAAGAGGCGGAUGUUCACUCAAACCAAGGGGACACAUCAAAAGGGACACUGUGGAAUCGCCAACCUCAAGGUGAUCAAAGUUACCCAUAUGUUGCAAACACUACAUCGAUCAUCCCACAACCAAAUUUCGUCAAUCGUCAGGCAGUACAGGCACCACCGCCUACAACCCCACAAGCUAAUAAUCAGGACUCAAAUAGUAAUGGGGGAUACAAAAAAGACAUUCGAAUCAAUCCUAUCCCCAUCACAUAUACCGAGUUGUUCCCCCAGUUGCUCCAUGAUCAGUUAAUUUCCCCUAUACCAUGUCGUCCGAUGCAGCCUCCAUACCCAAGAUGGUACAAACCAGAUGAACAUUGCGAUUACCACUCAGGAGCGGCUGGACACUCAACCGAGAAUUGCAAAUGGUUAAAAAACAGGGUCCAACAAAUGAUAGAAGCCGGAUGGCUGAAAUUUGAGGAAAGGCCAAACAUUCCAGACAUCGACAACAAUCCUCUACCCAGUCAUGGCAACUAAUGUACACGCCACGUAGCAAUGCUCGAUUCAAGGAUCAUGUGGAUCUUUGAGAACAAAUAAAUAUCGAGACAGUUUCUCAUGUUUAAGAUGUACUACCUUUUGCUUUAAUCAUAUGGAAUAAGAGAUCACCCAUAUGUCCAACUACUUUGGACAUUUUGUGAUAAUUAUCAAUCUCGAUUUUGGAUUUUGCAUCAAUAUCAUUUAUCAUCCCAAAUAAUGAAUGUCUCUUUCAAAUAUUUCGACUUGAUUUCCAUAAAAACAAAAAAAUUCAUAAAUCCAUCACAUGUUUUCAAGUUCAGCCAUGAGAUUGCCAUAAUAAGCAAUUAUGAGCACCCCACUGGUGUUGAGAGUUGGAACACCGCACUGGUGUCGAGCGAUUAUAAACACCCUACUGGUGUCGAUAUUUUGAGCACCCUACUAGCGUUGAGAAUGUGCACACUUUCCUAGAUUUGAGAGUAUAAACACCCCAUUGGUGU
Linum trigynum is the source of this 2998-nucleotide messenger RNA. The record is from the annotation of a GenBank genome assembly. NCBI's taxonomy places the organism in Eukaryota, Viridiplantae, Streptophyta, Magnoliopsida, Malpighiales, Linaceae.